AUGAUGCAAGUACAAGCCGUGUCACAUCCGCCGACGCUCGCGCCGGCCGGGAAGAAGCCGACAAUGGACGAACGAGCGGCUCUUUUCCAGAUCGAGCAGUGCUACUGGUUUUACGAGGACUUUUACGCCGACCACCACGUGCAUUUAACGCACCUCAAGCUCAACGACUUUGCGCGCAAGCUGUUCAACCACUGCAUCCUCCUCCAGCCGCUCAAGGCCCAAUGCGAAAGCAUGUUUCAGGACUUUAAAGCGUACCAGAGCCAGAUCCCGGUCGUCGGCGGCAUCCUUCUCAACCCGGCCAAGACCAAGCUCAUCCUUGUCCGCAACUGGAAAGGCACCUCGUGGAGCUUGCCGCGCGGCAAGGUCAACCAAGGCGAGUCGGACGUCGAGUGCGCCAAGCGCGAAGUCUUUGAAGAGUGCGGGUACGCGCCGCCGCGAGCGCGGUCACGCCCAAGGAUUACAUUGAGUUCACCAUGA
Molecule: messenger RNA, 477 nt
Organism: Saprolegnia parasitica CBS 223.65
Lineage: Eukaryota; Oomycota; Saprolegniomycetes; Saprolegniales; Saprolegniaceae
Exons: 2
Coding region: 1-477 (158 amino acids)
Biological process (GO): deadenylation-dependent decapping of nuclear-transcribed mRNA
Cellular component (GO): cytoplasm
Molecular function (GO): RNA binding; hydrolase activity; manganese ion binding
Source: RefSeq, a predicted model, not a curated record